This is a messenger RNA of Lineus longissimus, 2181 nucleotides long. RefSeq lists its product as uncharacterized. The coding region runs from base 257 to 1210 and encodes 317 amino acids. The record is from RefSeq and is a predicted model, not a curated record. NCBI's taxonomy places the organism in Eukaryota, Metazoa, Nemertea, Pilidiophora, Heteronemertea, Lineidae. The transcript is spliced from 3 exons.
CAUAUACACUGAUUUCUUGAUGAUAUGACAAACUGACCUGUGUUGGCAAAAUUUUGAUGAUAAAUUUUGACAGGACAUUCCCAAAGAUUCGGAUAAAUGCGCGACAUAAACGUAAAAUGGCAUAACCAUGGACCGAGGACAACGUUCUAAUUUUGAUUAAAAAACUGAUCAAUUGGGAUAUUUUACUUUCAUUUGAAAGCAAAAGUACGAAGGGUAAACAGGGUAACAGCAAAGACGAACUAAUUCAGAUUAAAGGAUGGCGAAACUUGUAAUAUUUCUCGGUCUUGCUUUUGUCGGAUACGCCCUUGGAAGAGCGGUUGAUGAACGUAUCGGUCCAAUGAACGCCAUGGACAACCUCCACGGCGUACUGAUGCACGGCGAUGCCAAGGUUGGUGAGGACCACAGAGGGGAAGACAAAAUGAAAGCCCUACAAGAAAUGGACGAAAUGUUGAACGACAAGAAACAUAUUGGGCCCCAGGAUAGAAUGACUGAACUUCAUGAUACGCUUAUGCAUCCGGACGGGAAGGGGACGUCCCAUGACCUCAGCCAGGAUGGGCCCGAGUUGAAAAAAGAUUUUGGUGUCCCAGAUGCAAUGGACCACCUUCAUGGUGUCCUGAUGCACGGAGAUGGCGCCCAGGGUCGGGAUCACGCCCUCGAGGAUGCCAAGCACAUCGAGGACGAUGCCAAGUCUAGAGGAAGCAUGGAGCUUGGGAACCUCAUGGAAGACGUCCACGGCAUCCUCAUGCACGGGGACAAGACGCGAGGGAAAGAUCACAAACAUGAAGACGAGAAGGAAACUGAGAGCGAUAUACCAGACGGACCAAUAGGUGUCGACCCUGACAGCGCAUUACACAGCGGGGAGCAUAAACACAAUGAAGAAGCGAAAGAAAAACCGGACGAAUUUGAUCCAAAUCGCUUAUGGGAAGAAAAAAGAAAAAAACCCUUAGCUUUUAGUUUUGGACGAUUUAUUUCUUCUGAUAUUAUGGACAAUGUUGAUAAGUUAAAAAAGCGCUAUUUGUCGAGAUUUUUUGGGAGUGCGGAGAAAAAGGACAAUUUGGAGGUGAAAAAGGAUGAUGAUACAGCAAAAAUGGAUAAGGACAGACCAGUGUCUCCUCGGAUGAAAGCUGCUUAUGAUAUUGGACCCAAAAAGGAAGAUAAUCCAUUCGGGAGUGGUGUCAAUGGAAACCCACCCAAACAUGAUGAAACAUGAUUGACAGUUACCAUGGUUACAGGGAACAAUUUAUAGGUAUUCAUUGAUUAUUAUCUUGAUCAUGUGAUUCCAGGUGCCAACAUUUAGAUUGGGAAAACUCAGCUCAGCGAAAUGACCAAUUUGAUUGCAAUAGGACGGUGUCUUCAGACCCUGGUUUCGGCACAUCCUGUGUUCGGUUUCUGCAGUUCAGUGUUUCUUGUUUUACAAUUGCCCUACUUUCUUCAUGGAUACCAUUGAAAAGAUCAAAUGUGUGAUUUUGUUUUCUCUAAUAAAUGCAUAAAGAGAUAUUUCACUACACUUUUUUCAUGGGGGCAGAAGCCAGAUAAUUUACAAAAAUCAAAAUGAUCUUAUCCAGGCAUUCUGGUUGUGAGUUUGUCCUCAAAACGCCAAUAAAAAUUUCUAACAUCACGGAAUAUAUCUCAGAAUGUUCUGGUAUGCCCUUAUAUUGAGAACUCCAAGCAAAGGGUCAUGACACAUCAGUUACAUAAUCCCAUGCAUGGAGACUACCAUCAGUUCCACUUGACAACACCAGGUGACUCUGCUCCGGAUGCCAACUAUGCGUCCAAAUUUUGACAUCCGUUGAUAAUCCGUCUGCUUUCCAGUGGCCAUCAUGAACGAAUAGUGGACAUAUCGUAUCUUGUUGAUAGUUGUAGACAUUGACAUUCUGGUUGUAACCGGACAGGGAGAGGACGUUAUCUUGACUGGGUGAAAACUGAAAGAAACAACCGGAUUUUAGAAAGAUGUUUGAAAUCGUUUAUCCGUUACUCGAAUAGGAAAGUAAUUUACCAUAACCUGGAUAUACUAAACUGUUUCUUACCUGAACACAGACGUCAGCUCCGCCUGAACACAACCCUGUAUCUAGAGAACAGACAUCUCCAGCACUCCUCAAAUCCUUUAGAAUGAUUUUCCCUCUCCUUGUGGCAACAGCAACAACAUCGUCCUUAACGCACAUUGCAGCACAUGAGUCUUUG